Molecule: messenger RNA, 1116 nt
Organism: Fusarium falciforme
Lineage: Eukaryota; Fungi; Ascomycota; Sordariomycetes; Hypocreales; Nectriaceae
Exons: 2
Coding region: 88-1116 (342 amino acids)
Cellular component (GO): mitochondrial inner membrane
Source: RefSeq, a predicted model, not a curated record
UCCCUCGGACCCCCGCUUGAAUUCUUCCCUUUCCUUUGUCAACGACCCAAUACCUCGACAACAGACACCUGCAUCGCCAGAAAGACGAUGUCGUUUACGCUCACAAUCCGACAGGGCCCUGCGCGCAUUGCGCAGCGGCUUCCUGCGCUCUCCAAGUCUGCCGCCGGCUCGAUUCGAAGCUUCCACGUCCCGGCCAAGCCGACCCCCAACUUCUUCACCUCCCGCAUCACAUCAGCGACCACGCGCAGUGCCUUUCAGCGCGGCGGUCGCGCCGGAGGUCGAUCAUACUACCAGGAGUCUGCGCGAACUGCCGCUGCUCCCCAGACAACGACCCGAAGGCUUCUCGUCGGCGGUGCCAUCUUUGGUGGUACACUCGUCGCCGUGAAUGCCGUCUUCAACCGGGAGACUCGUGAGGAUGGCGGCAUGCCUGUCUAUGAGCGCGAGUACCUGAACAACACCUUCCUGCACACAGGACUUGGAAUUGGUAUCAUCGGCUUGACGGCCCGACAGAUGGUUCAGACCGGCUUUGUGUACCGAAUCAUGGUGACAAACCCUUGGGUUGUUGGUCUUGGUGGUCUUGCGCUCAGCUUUGCGACCAUGAUUGGCACCCGAUCCAUCAGCCCUGACAACUAUAUCCCCAAGUACGCUCUCUGGACCGCCUUCAACGCCACCCAGGCCGCCUUUGUCGCCCCUCUCCUCGCCUUCGUUCCCGGUGCCCUCAUCGCCCGUGCUGGUCUCUACACUGUCGCCAUGAUGGGUGGUAUCUCGAUUGUCGGUGCCACUGCUAAGCAGGAGAAGUACCUCUACAUUGGUGGUCCUCUUCUGGCUGGUGCUGCCAUCGUUGCUGCCUCUGGUCUCGCCCCGCUCAUCAUCCCCGCCACCGCUAUCCGAACCCUUGCCUUCACUGAGAGCCUGUGGCUGUACGGUGGUCUCGCCGUUUUCGGUGGCUUCACCCUCUACGAUGUCCAGAAGGUUCUGUACCACGCCCGUCUCGCUCAGGCUGGUGUCAUGCGCCGGGAUCCCGUCAACGAGAGCAUCUCCCUCGAGCUCGACUUCCUCAACAUCUUUAUCCGGAUGGUCCAGAUCCUGAUGAUGCAGCAGAACCGACGAAAGUAA